Molecule: messenger RNA, 1044 nt
Organism: Pelmatolapia mariae (spotted tilapia)
Lineage: Eukaryota; Metazoa; Chordata; Actinopteri; Cichliformes; Cichlidae
Product: major histocompatibility complex class I-related gene protein-like
Exons: 6
Coding region: 1-1044 (347 amino acids)
Biological process (GO): immune response
Cellular component (GO): external side of plasma membrane
Source: RefSeq, a predicted model, not a curated record
AUGUUGAUUAUUGACACAUGCAAAGCAGAUCAGCACGUGAAACACUCACUGAAGUAUUUCAUCAGUGGAUCUUCUGGAGUCCCAAAUGUUCCAGAGUUUUCUGGUGUAAUGGUGGUUGACGGCAUUCAGACGGGUUAUUGUGACAGCAGCAAUAAGACAUUAAAACCACAACUGGACUGGGCAAAGAAAAUAUUACAAACUAAUCCUGAGCAGCUGGAGUGGUACACUCAGAAGUGUUUUGAGGAUCAGCCAAAUGUCUUCAGAGGCCACAUUUUUAGAUGGAAGCAGCGUUUCAACCAAAGUGGAGGUGUCCACGUCAUACAGAGGAUAAGUGGAUGUGAAUGGGAUGAAAACACUGACAGUGUGACUGGAGUGUUGCAGUAUGGCUAUAACGGAGAAGACUUUCUUGAAUUCGACAUGAAGACACUUUCGUGGAUCGCACUGAAACCAGAGGCUGACGUGAUCAAACAGAAAUGGGAUGCUGAUCGGAUCAGAACAAUAAAGAACAAAGACUUUCUCACUCAGAUCUGUGCAGAGUGGCUGAAGAUGUAUGUGGACAAUGGGAAAAGAUCCCUGCACAGGACAGUUCUUCCCUCAGUGUCACUCCUCCAGAAAACUCCCUCCUCUCCAGUCAGCUGCCACGCUGCAGGUUUCUACCCCGACAGAGCCGUGAUGUUCUGGAGAAAAGAUGGAGAUGAGAUUCAUGAUGGUGUGGAAAAAGGAGAUAUCCUCCCAAACGAUGAUGGCACCUUCCAGAUUAAUGUUUAUCUGAAUGUUUCAUCAGUCAAACCUGAAGACUGGUGGAGAUACAAGUGUGUGUUUCAGCUCUUGAGUGGUGAGAACAUCAUCAUCACUAAACUGAAUGAAACAAUGAUCAGAACCAACUGGAGAGAAAACAUACUUAGGACUGGCAGAGAGAAACCUUCUGAUAUGACAGUUACCAUCAUUUCUGCAGUAGUUGUUCUUGUUCUCAUCAUCGUUGCUGCUGCUGGAUUUGCUGUUUACAAAAAGAAGAAAGAACCUAUCCGCUUCGUUUUCUAUUGA